AUGCCAGCAAUAGUAAACCGUCUUCGAAGCCCUCGCGGUCUCGCCAUAUUCCUACUUCUACCAAUCCUCAUGGCGGCAUUCUGCUACUACACCCUCUCCCAACUCUCCACCCACUCACCUAUCCGUAACCGUAACAUCGCGCUUCUAAUAGCCCACCCAGACGAUGAAGCCAUGUUCUUCUCCCCAACAAUCCAAUCCCUCGUCUCCCCAUCCCUCCAAAACACCGUCCAAAUAGUCUGUUUCUCAAUCGGUAACGCCGAGGGAAUCGGUAACAUCCGCGAAACCGAAUUACUAGCUUCCGCCUCAAUCCUAGGUGUCACCAACGUCACCAACAGCGUAAUCAUCCUCGAUGACCCAAACAUUGAAGAUUCGAUGACAAAAUCUUGGCCGGAGGAUUUAUUAGCUUCUUUGAUUUCUGAUUCUUUGAAGGAUCUUAGAGAGGAGAAUGGUGGGAAAGGUGUGGAUACUUUUAUCACUUUUGAUAAAGGUGGUGUUUCGGCUCAUCCGAAUCAUGUUUCGUUGCUUAGAGGGGCUAAGUAUUAUUUACGACAUUAUCCCAAGCAGAAUGAUAUUUUGUUGUAUACUUUGAAUACUGUGCCGGUUUAUAGGAAGUAUAUUAGCAUACUUGAUGCUUUUGUUACUACUUUGUUGGAUAGGGUUAAGAAUGGGGCGAGCGAGGUGGAGGAGGGAGAGGGAUAUAAUGGGGCACCGAAGUCUGCUAUGUAUUUGAGUAAUUGGCAGGGAUAUAGGACGGCGCAGAAGGCGAUGACGGAAGGACAUAAAAGUCAGAUGGUGUGGUUUAGAUGGGGAUGGAUCACGAUGAGUCGGUAUAUGGUGUUUAACGAUCUAGUGCUGGACACGGAUCUAUCUUAA
This is a messenger RNA of Orbilia oligospora ATCC 24927, 873 nucleotides long. RefSeq lists its product as uncharacterized. The transcript is spliced from 2 exons. Gene Ontology annotation, molecular function: N-acetylglucosaminylphosphatidylinositol deacetylase activity. Gene Ontology annotation, biological process: GPI anchor biosynthetic process. Lineage: Eukaryota; Fungi; Ascomycota; Orbiliomycetes; Orbiliales; Orbiliaceae. The coding region runs from base 1 to 873 and encodes 290 amino acids. Gene Ontology annotation, cellular component: endoplasmic reticulum. The record is from RefSeq and is a predicted model, not a curated record.